AUGACUCCUACAAAUGCUGAGGAUUUGGUAUAUGUGCAUUCUAAUUUUCAACUCUUGUCAAUGUGCCAUGAGGAGUAUGUAAAUGUAGUAACAAAGAUGUGGGAUAUUGUAGGAGACUCUUGGAAUGAGAGUGACAUACAUGGAGGAGCUGGAAUUCUUGAGAAUCCUACCCUUACACUUGAUGAGCCAAAGUUGGAGGGCAUGGUUAUUGGGAAUGCUAGCACUAGUGUUACUACUAGUGCAAGUGAAGUUCAAAGUGAAGCUAUUGAUCUUGACAAUGAGGAUGACGGAGCUGAUUCCGUUGGGUUGUUUAGGCCUAUUAGCCUUUGUAACACCAUCUACAAGGUGGUCACCAAAAUGAUUGUUAAGAGGCUUAGACCGCUGCUGCCUAGUCUUAUUUCCCCUCUUCAAACUGCCUUUGUUCCUGGCAGACUGGGGGUGGAUAAUAUGAUUAUUGCUCAAGAAAUCAUACAUACCAUGAGUCUUAAGAGGGGUAAAGAAGGUUACAUGGCGAUUAAGAUAGACUUGGAAAAAGCCUAUGAUAGACUUGAAUGGCAUUUCAUCCGGGAUAUCCUCCUCCUGUACAAGUUUCCUCAUCAGCUUGUUAAACUUAUCAUGAGUUGUGUCUCCUCAUCUUCCAUCUCUGUGCUUUUUAAUGGUGGGAAAUUAGACCCUUUCUUGCCCUCCCGUGGAAUUAGGCAAGGAGACCCUAUGUCUCCUUACCUAUUUAUUUUGUGUAUGGAGAUGUUGGGUUAUCUUAUUUUGGAAAAAUGUGAGGCAAAGCUUUGGGAUCUUGUGAAAGCCUCAAGGAAUGGCCCUGCUUUCUCUCAUCUAUCCUUCGCAGAUGAUUUGGUUUUAUUUGCCAAAGUUGACUUGAAGAACUGUUGCCAUGUUAGAGAAGCACUUGACACCUUUUGUGAUCUGUCUAGACAGAAAGUUAGCCUUCACAAGUCUAAGGUCUACUUCUUCCCCAAUGUUAGCCAAAGUACUAGGGCAGAUUUGAGUGAAGUCUUGGGUUUUAGCUCAACACCUAAUUUGGUUGUGUCCUGCCGGCUAGGGUACUUAACCACCUUGAUAGAACUAAUAGAGACUUCUUAUGGGGGAGCUAGUGAAUCGGGGAAGAAAAUGCACAUGGUGAGCUGGUCUAAGAUUGCUAAGCCUAAGGCAAGAGGUGGUUUGGGCAUUCAGGAGACCAAGGGAAGAAACCUUACUCUUGUAGCAAAACUCUACUGGAGAAUGACUAGAAGUAGAGGUGCGGGCUGGGCUGAGGUUCUUCAUAAGAAAUAUCAGUGCCAAAGGCAACGUACAUUGAGAUCUUUAGUUGAAGGGCCUCUGGGAAGAGGAGAGGACAAAUUGAUGGUUAAGGAUGCUAUCACUAAUGGUAGUUGGGAUUUGCAGAUGUUAUCCGUUCCGCUAAGUCCAAAUAUACAAAAUGCUAUUAAGGCGACCACGCUUAGAAGAGUCUCGGUGAGGGAGGACCAGUUGAGUUGGAUUUCGAGCAUUAAUGGUGAAUUUGAUUCAAGAAAUGCUUACCUGUUGGCUGUUGGAGAAGACCUGAGUGCCAAUGAUUUUCAUGGUAAGUGGGUAUGGAAGAUCAAGACUCUGCCUAAAAUCCAAGUCUUUCUUUGGAAAUGCCUUCAUAAUAGCCUACCUGUCAAGAGUAUCUUGACCCAUAAAGGCAUUGAGGGGUCAGGGGGAUGUGCCUUUUGCACAGACAAUGAAGAAAACAUACUACAUGUGCUUAGGGAGUGCCCAAUUGCACAGGAGUUCUAG
Quercus lobata is the source of this 1773-nucleotide messenger RNA. RefSeq lists its product as uncharacterized. The transcript has 4 exons. The coding region runs from base 1 to 1773 and encodes 590 amino acids. Lineage: Eukaryota; Viridiplantae; Streptophyta; Magnoliopsida; Fagales; Fagaceae. The record is from RefSeq and is a predicted model, not a curated record.